AUGGUGUCUUGGUCCACGAUCCAGACGCUCCUUGUCCUCUUUGGGCCUAUUUUAUAUACCAGAGGCAAGGCCUUCUACCAAUCCACCAAAUCCCGCGGUCCUCCUCAACCACUACCCAAAGCUUCAAGGCGUCUCCUUAAUGUCCUUUUCGUUACCGCCCUCAUUGCUCUCGCCUCAACAUUUGAAUACUUCACUCCUGAAAAUAUCUUCACAUUAACAGACUCUCGCCUUCUACAAACUCCAACAGACGUCUUGUUCAACCGUGUGUCUCACAUCCGCGAACUUACUCCAUCAGAUGAAAUUCUCCGCCGGCGCCUAAGCAGUAAGGAAGGUCGGCUUCUCUACGCAACAUAUGGACCUGGCCCGCUCUCCGAAUGCGCCUGGUGUAAAGUCGAUGAUCCGAAUACGUUCUUCUUUUAUGCACUUCCAAUAAUGGCGCUACCACACCUUCUCCAUAUUGCUGUCAUUGGGAUUGUGACAUCAUCAUUCUUCUCUCGUCAUGGCGUCAUCUGGAGGACUCAAGCCACUAUAGCCGGUGUUGCAUUAUUUCUGGCUGAAAUCUACAUGGUCGGCAUUUCAACCUCUGCUCAUACGCUCAACACUAUAGCCAAAACCCAACAGGAAACCAAAUGGACACAAUGGAGUCUGUUUUUAUACCGAGGCGUCGCCAUGGCUGCUUUGGAUGGAAUUCUUGGUUAUUUCGUUUUCUUGUCUGGAACAGGCCGCUGGACUCUUGGUCUCGAAGGUGUCCGCAUAGAAGAAAGACUUGAAACCCUCACAAAAUCAAUCGAAAUCGUGGCAUCUAGACUUCACGCAGACAACCUAUUGCGCCAGACCAUACUCCGCAAUAAAACCCUUCGAGAAAGAAUGGUCGAUCAUUGGACAAACGAAGAGAACGUUGCGCGCGAGAUUAUGGAGGAUGAUGAGGUCCAGCAGAGUAGGAUAAACUUUGUUACGAAUAGAUCCAAUUUGGAUAAACUUGAGGAGGAAGCGGGGAAAAAGAGUGAGGGGGUGGUGGAUAGGAUCAGUGCAUGGAGGGGUUUUCCAGCUGGAAAGGCUUCUUAA
Molecule: messenger RNA, 1065 nt
Organism: Morchella importuna
Lineage: Eukaryota; Fungi; Ascomycota; Pezizomycetes; Pezizales; Morchellaceae
Exons: 1
Coding region: 1-1065 (354 amino acids)
Source: RefSeq, a predicted model, not a curated record